Messenger RNA from Lethenteron reissneri (Far Eastern brook lamprey), 2089 nucleotides. RefSeq names its product protein phosphatase 1 regulatory subunit 42 (gene PPP1R42). Gene Ontology annotation, molecular function: protein binding. The record is from RefSeq and is a predicted model, not a curated record. Lineage: Eukaryota; Metazoa; Chordata; Hyperoartia; Petromyzontiformes; Petromyzontidae.
UUGAGAAGGCGGCGCAGUGGCCGCGUCUUCGCCGGUUCAAAGUCGCGGAGACGGCGGCGGCGGCUUCACAACUUCGUAUAACAACCCGAAUUUAAAUUAUAUCGCGAUAAACUACUUGCUUGUUUACACUGGAUUGUUGUUGUUGUUGCUGCUACGUGGGGCUGUUCCAGCGGCUUGUGCGAGGCGAUUGGGGCUGGACUUGCGAGUGAUCUGGCAGCGUUUUCGUGGAGUUCUUCACUGGGCCCUCAGAGGCAUGGGGAUUCAUCAGAGGAGGCAUGGGGGCUCAAGUUGAUGUUUUGGGGAUCAAGACGAGAUACGAGGAGGGGUAGACUCUCUUGCAAGUGCGACCUGGGUUAGCCGUGGACUCUGUGUAAGUGAGUAGGUUCCAGGACCAUGGUGCGGUUGACAGCUGAGCUGAUCGGCCGGAGCGAGCAACACGUGCGCAGGAGGCGGGGAGAGCCCCUGGGACUCUACCUGGGCAGACUGACGCACCUGCACCUGGGAGAGAAGGACAUUGAGCAUGUGGAGGACUUGUCGGCGUGCCGCAACCUUGCUGUUCUCUACCUCUAUGACAACCGGCUGAGCCGCAUGCCCAACCUGGCCUUUGCAAGUCACCUGACGCACCUGUACCUGCAAAACAAUGCUCUGGAGCGCAUGGAAGGCCUUACCGGCCUGCGACACCUCUCCAAACUGUACCUUGGAGGCAAUGCCAUCUCCGUGGUGGAGGGUGUGGAGAUGUUGAGCGAGCUCACAGAGCUACAUGUGGAGAACCAGCACCUGCCACCUGGGGAGAAGCUUCUGUUUGAUCCUCGCUGCCUGUCGACCUUGGCUGGCAGCCUGUGUGUCCUCAACGUGAGCGGCAAUGGCCUGGAGGAGCUGCAGGAGCUGACCUGCUUGAGUCACAUGAUGCAGUUCAUGGCCUGUGAAAACCAGCUCACUGACCUGCAGGAUCUGGCAGACGUACUGACUUGCUGGCCCAAGCUUUGGAGGCUGGAGUUAUCGGGGAACCCCUUCUGCCAGAAGCCCAAGUACAGGGAUCGUGUCAUAAUGAUGAGUGCUUCCCUGGACAUCCUGGAUGGAAAGGAGAUCAAAGAGAGUGCUCGCCAAUUCCUCCUCAAUUGGAAGGCUUCGCGGGAGGCGAAGAGGAAAGCUCAUGAACAAAUGUCGACAUUUGGAGAAACCAGUGAAGAUCUGGUUGUGCAAACAGCAGGAGACACAGAAGCCAGGCGGCGCAGCAUGCUGCUAGACCUACCACAGCACUACAUCUGCCCACCGCUAGCCGGGAGCGUCGUCCGUCCACGUCGGGUCACGGCCCCACCACGCAGCUACAGCCUGCCAGCCAUAGGCAACAACUAAACAUUUAGUGUGUCAGCCAUCAGCAGCAACUAAACACACAGCCUCUCAAGUCUUCAAGCAACUGGCUGCUGACCAUUAUCAAAAACUAAACACAUUCUUUGCCAACAACUUAACACAGCGUGUCAGCCAUUAGCAACAACAAAUCACACACAGCAUGUCAUCCAGCAUGUCAGCCAAUAACUAAACAGUCUGUUGUCCAUAAGCAACAACGAAACUCAGUAUUUAAGUUUUCAGCAACAGCAAAAUACACACACAUACACCAGCAACAACACAUGGCCUGGCAGCCAUCAGAAGCAUUUACGCACACGCACUCUGAUAUCGGAGGCAGUGUAUUGGUGUAAUGACCAAGGCUUUAAGGAUUAAAGUUUCAAACUGCUGACUUAGAAAGUUUACUGGAAGUGCUGUGAUAUGUGUGAGUAGUGCAUAGACACAAUUUACUCUUAUCGUUUUUGCAACUCUAGCCUGGAAUGAGAAACAUAAGGUGCACAUUUUGCAUUCACAUUUUGACGAAUCGGAUGACACAUCUUAAUGAGUUUCUUAAUUGUUUGCAAUGUCAACAUUGGUGUGAUUUUUUUCAAUACAUUAGCGAUGAGAUUUGUGGGCAAUACAUGAAACUGGCCAAAGAUCUCCAGGGUUAAAUACGAUCAUUUGAAUUCAGAUCAAGCAUGAUGUGUAUAAGCCAUUCACUAACAUUGAAAGCAUCCAUUAAAUAAGUCUUAACAUGUCUCAUUAA